UACAGUGGCUAGUUUCAUAUCGUACGGGGUUUAUAUGCCGUCUGUAUCACGGAAAGCACAGACCGAUCUCUAAAUUUGAGGGGUUUGCAGCAUUUGCUGGUUUCGUUUGCUGGUUUAUUUUUCCUUCCGCGUUCACAAUUGUUCUUCUUCGGCUCAACAUGUUUCAGACACAGGCUGCAACGGAGAAAAAUGAAACAUCGCUUGACGAGGUAACAAUUAGGAUUUGUAAGAAUUUGGAAACAUUGCCUCGUCUAACCAAUGGCUGUAGUAUCUAUAAAGUUCCUGAUAGACUAAGACUUGGGAAUGAAGGUGACUACACUCCUAAGGUAGUUUCUAUAGGUCCUUUUCACCAUGGCAAGGAAGAGUUGCGAACCAUGCAAGAGCACAAAUACAGGUACCUACGGGAUUUUCUUGAACGAGGACCUGCCAUGCCUAUACGCGACGGCAUGUUACAUUAUGUUGAUUUGAUAAAGGAAAAGGAAGCGGAGCUGCGCAGUGCUUAUGCAGAACCCAUCAAUCUCGGCAGUGAUGAGUUUGCAAGUAUGAUUCUAGUUGACACUGCCUUCACCAUUGAGGUAUUAUUAAGAUUGUGGGGCAGUGAAUUUCGACAUGCUCAUGACCGCAUAUUCAACAAACCAUACAUGAUAAAGGAUAUCUUGCCCGACAUGGUAUUGCUUGAGAAUCAGCUUCCCUUGUUCAUUAUUGAGUAUCUUUAUAGAAUACUGAAUCACGGGAUACAUCUCCCAAUCAGUGAACUUUUGGUCAGAUUCAUGUCUACUUUAUUGGAUUGGGAUUUAGAGAUGAACGAAAAUAGGCCCUUCCCUAUCGUUGAAAGGUGUAGAUCUGUUGCUACUAGUGCAGAACAUUUGGUUGAUUUAGUGAGAUCUGUUUACCAACCGACUUCUGUUUCUAUAGAGACACGGGAGAAAGCAAUUAUUACCACACCUAGCUCUGUAGAGCUGUUCCAGGCAGGGCUUCAAUUUGAGAUAAUGAAGCCAGAAGAUUCGUACGUGAGUCUCGUAGAUUAUACUGAUUCCUCGAGGGUUCUGAAAAUUUCGAAAAUGACAGUAAGUAGGAAGACAGAGGUGGCAGUCAUGAAUCUGCUUGCCUUCGAACAGUGCCACAGCAUUGAUAUGCCAGCUUACGCAAAUGAUUUUGUUGCAUUUUUGGAUUGCCUUAUUCACAGUUCCAAGGAUGUGGAUUUGCUUGUGAAGCAGCAAAUUAUCAACAACAGGUUAGCUGACAUCAGCUGUGCAUAUACUGUGAUAAAGAAACUAGGAAAUGCAGCUGCUGUGAGCUCAGAGACUUUCUAUUUUGCUGGUAUUUGUGAAGACUUGAAUCGGUACCACAAGAGCCGUCGGAGCAGACUGAAGGCAACUUUGAAUGAGUGGGCCAUAAGCCUGAGAAAAAACUACUUCUAUUCUCCGUGGACAAUUAUUUCUGUUAUUGCAGCUUUUAUUCUCCUCGUGCUCACUUUCAUACAGGCUGUUUGUUCUGUUAUGUCUGUGUAGGUCUCCAAAUGUAUUUCAUCUCUGUUGUUGUUGUUGUUAUUGAAAUUAAUUAUGUAUGACUAAUAUUUUCUUUGGUGAAUUUAUAUUUCUUGAAAAGUGAAA
This is a messenger RNA of Ziziphus jujuba (common jujube), 1613 nucleotides long. RefSeq names its product UPF0481 protein At3g47200-like. The record is from RefSeq and is a predicted model, not a curated record. NCBI's taxonomy places the organism in Eukaryota, Viridiplantae, Streptophyta, Magnoliopsida, Rosales, Rhamnaceae. Bases 159 to 1511 code for a protein of 450 amino acids. The transcript is spliced from 2 exons.